AUGACUUCAACUUCUGGUGAAAAUCCUAGUGAAAGCGAAACUCCUGAAGCAUUAGAACAAAAAGGCUUUCAAUCCCGUCCGGAAACACAUAACGGUGCUGAACGUGAUCUCUAUUCUUGGACACAAACCAUCGGCGAUAUCGAUGUUCGCGUCAAAAUUCCGAAAACGAUUAAGAAAGGCAAAGAAGUCAAAGUUACUUUGGCGAAGCAACACGUUAAAAUCGAUUUAAUCGAACCGACUGGUACUCGAACAAUCAUCGAUAGCGAUUUACCAUGGCCAAUACGUGCCGAAGAGUCAACAUGGAGUUUAGUUCCCGGUGAACAUAUUCAUAUUUCGAUGGAAAAAGCGCUGGAACGUUGGUGGGAAAACUUUUUGGUCGAUGAGAAGAAAAUUAACUUGAAACAUAUUCUGCCUGAGAAAUCAAUGGAGGAUUUAAACCAAGAAGAACAGAUGAAAAUUCAUCAAAUGAUGUAUGAUCAGAGACAAAAAGCCAUGGGUUUACCAACGUCAGAGGAACAAAAAUACCAGGAUAUAAUGAAACAGGCGUGGAAUGCUGAAGGAUCUCCGUUCAAAGGACAACCUUUUGACCCUUCUAUAAUGGAGGAAAAGCGCAAAGCAUUUCGAAAGCAAACAACAGGCGUGAAGGCUGAACGACGAAAGAAAAAGAAACAAGAUGAAGAAAAUCCCGAGUCAAAAAAAGCAACAACCCUAGAAGAAGCAAAACGACGUAACCCAAAAGCGUUUAGUAUACAAAAUCCCAUCAAAGCUCAACAAGAAUUUCGGCGGAGUCAGGAUAUCAAAGAGAAACGAAUACAUCUACCCGAAGUCGAUCGAACGCCGCUUGAACCCCCGCCUGUUGUUGUUGCCUUAGUUGGACCUGCGAAAGUUGGCAAAAGUUUAUUAAUGAAAUGUUUAAUUAAGAACUUUACAAGACAACGACUAACUGAUAUUCGAGGACCAGUAACAGUUGUUUCAGGGCGAAAACGUCGAAUUACGUUUAUUGAAUGCCGAAAUGAUAUUAAUUCAAUGAUUGACGUUGCGAAAAUAGCUGAUCUAGUCUUGCUUUUAAUCGAUGCAAAAUUUGGUUUUGAAAUGGAAACGUUCGAAUUUUUAAAUAUUGCACAAAUCUAUGGUUUGCCGAGAAUUAUGGGUGUUUUAACUCAUAUGGAUUUGUAUAAAAAAAUGAAUAAGCAAUUGAAUAAGCGUAAAACUCAGUUGAAACACCGAUUUUGGACGGAAAUUUAUCAUGGUGCGAAAUUAUUUCUCAUGUCUGGAAUGAAAAACAACGAAUAUAUCCAACGUGAUGUUCAGAAUUUAGCAAGAUUUAUUUCUGUAAUGAAAUUUAAACCAUCUACAUGGAAAACGUCACAUCCAUUUGUUGUUGCCGAUCGAAUGGAAGAUCUAACAGAACCCGAACUGAUUCGAACGGAUCCUUUGUGCAAUCGUACAGUGUGUCUGUAUGGUUACGUACGCGGAUGUCCAAUUAAAUCUGAUACACCGAUUCAUAUUCCGGGUUGUGGAGAUUAUAAAUUGACCAAUAUAUCAGCUUUGCCAGAUCCGUGCGCACUGCCAGCCGAUCGGUCGGGAAAAACUAAACAAGCUCGACGAGUUUUGAACGAAAAAGAACGACUUCUUUACGCACCAUUUUCUGGUGUUGGUGGAAUUGUUUAUGAUAAAGAUGCUGUUUACAUCGAAUUAGGUGGUUCACAUUCACAUCGAGCAGCAAAUAAUAACGAAAAAACAAGACCAAUCAAUGAAUAUGUAGCAAACAUUUUAUCAACAAAACAAACAAUCGAAGAAAAGGUGGCAUCGAGUCACUUGAAGUUGUUUGCUGAUAGUGAACCAAUCACAGCUGAAGAAGAACAAGUCCCAGAACGAAGAAAAGUGAGAUUUGAAACAGAAGAUGAAGAUGUUCCUGAAGAAGAUGACGAAGAAGACCAAGACGAAGAUGAGGAAGACGAAGGUGAAGAUGAGGAAGAAGAAGAAGAAAAUGAUGAUGAUGAUGAUGACGAGGAAUCUGAACAUGAAGAAUUCGGCUCGUCAUGGAAAGAAAAUAUUUCCAAGAAAUUUGCAAUUAGUUAUGUACCAAAUAAAGCCAUCAAUUGGACAAAACUUGUCUAUGAAAAAGGAGGUGAAGAUGCAUCGGUUGAAGAUCUGAAUUCAAAUAAUGAUAAUGGAGAAGUUGGCGGUUUAUUUCGUGUGUCUCGUCAGAAGAAGAUCAAUGUUAACGAUCAAGAAGAUUAUACGUUGGAUAAUCAAAGCGAAAAACGUAAUUGGGAUUUAGAUGAUGUUUGUGAAUUAAUUCGUGAUUGUUUUGUAACUGGAAAAUGGGAGAAAGAUAAAGAUGCCGCGAAAUUACUUGCCGAAGAUGAUGAAAUGAACGAUGAUGAUGAAGAUCUAUUUGGUGACUUUGAAGAUCUUGAAACAGGUGAAAAGAGUGAAGAAAAAGAUAACGAAGAAAUGGAAUUCGAUGAUGACGACGAUGAUGAAGGAGAUGAAGAUGGCGAUGGUAAAGAUGACGAAGAAGCGACACUUCGAUCUAAAAAAGCAAAAUUAAAAUCUACAUUCGAUGCUGAAUAUGAUCAGUCGAAAGAUCCCGACUCGAAAUACCUCGAUGAACUAAAAAAAGAAGUCGAAAUACAAACGAAAUUGAAUCGGUCCGAAUUCGAAAAUAUGCCUGAUGAUGUUCGUGUUCUCUACGAAGGUUAUCGUCCUGGAAUGUACGUUCGUUGUGAAUUAACGCAACUUCCUUGUGAAUUCGUCAAUAAUUUCGAUCCUCGAUACAUAACCAUUCUUGGCGGAAUGCCUGUAACAGAAUCUCAUACAGGCUACAUUCAAGUUCGUUUGAAAAAACAUCGUUGGCAUAAGAAAAUCUUGAAAAGCAAAGAUCCAUUGAUCGUUUCAUUGGGUUGGAGACGAUUUCAAACAAUUCCAUAUUAUUUCAUUCAAGAUCACAAUAUGAGACAUAGACUGUUGAAAUAUACACCGCAACAUAUGUAUUGCCAUGCGAUAUUCUAUGGACCGAUUACUCCACAAAACACAGGUUUUAUUGCUGUUCAACAAACUGCUGGACGCACGGAUUUUCGAGUCACAGCAACAGGUGUAGUUAUUGAUUUAGAUAAAUCUACGAAAAUCGUGAAGAAAUUAAAACUUAUUGGUACACCGUAUAAAAUAUUUAAGAAAACUGCGUUUAUUAAGGGAAUGUUCAAUUCGUCAUUAGAAGUAGCAAAAUUUCAAGGUGCAUCAAUUCGAACCGUCAGUGGAAUACGUGGACAGAUUAAGAAAAUCUCCAAAGAACAUCCGGGCGCGUUUCGUGCUACAUUUGAAGAUAAAAUUCUCCUCAGUGAUAUUGUCUUCCUACGAGCAUGGUUACCAUUACAAAUACCGAAAUUUUAUACACCUGUAACAAAUCUCUUGAUGAGUCCAGAACAAAAAGAUCAAUGGCAAGGACUUCGACAACUUGGUCAACUUAAACGUGAUAUGAACAUUCGUAACGAACCGAAUGUUGAUUCCCUUUACAAACCAAUCGAAAGAAAAGAACGAGUAUUUCGUCCAUUACAAAUUCCGACACAACUUCAACGUGACUUACCUUUUCAUCUAAAACCAAAACCGGCCGAAGCUGCAACAGUGAGAGAUCCAGUCGAAGAAAAACAACGUGUUGCCGUCAUUCUGGAACCACAGGAGAAAAAGAUCGCUGAUAUAAUGAAAAUGUUUACAACGGUCUAUAAAGAUCGUUUGAAGGCGAAACAAAAAAGUCAAACAGAUCGUAAUGCUCAAUACCAAAAGCAACAGAAGAUGACUACUGGACUUCAUCAGCCUACGCUCACGGAAAGUCUUACUUUACUCGGAUGGAAAUUAAAACGCGAUGCAGAAAUUCGAGGUAAGCAUUUUACGAUCUCAAAUCGAAUUGUAUUGCUAAAAGCCGUUCUAGAACGGAAAGAUGAAGCGAAUUUUGAAUGUGACGUUGAACCAACAUCUACAUCCUAUGCAGCAUUCGAAUAUAUGUCAACAACCGAUGAUGGCUACGAUCCAUAUGCUGGUCUGAAUGUUGAUCUUUGUCUCGAAGUUGACGCAUUGGAUUUGAAUAAUACAAGUCAACAAAAUAAUGAUGAUUAUGACCCGUACGAAGUUUUUAUGAGAAUGAAUACACGUCGAACAGCUAAUGGACGCGAACGACCUCCACUUGCAGUCUUGCCUUCGCACUCAACUUCACCUCUAGUCAAUAAUUAUCGACAUUAUAAUUUUGCUGAUGAUGAUACACCAGUUAAAUAUCCAUUAGCCAUUGGACAUGUCGAUCGUCGAGUAAAAACUCCUAAUAUUCGUGGUGGAUAUACGAAUCGACCGUCACUCGAAGAAGAUCGUCGGCCUCGUGGCGGAAUGACUAAUCGGCCAGUUGCCCCAUCUUCUACUCCAUCCUAUCGUCAACCAUCGACGGUGAUUCCUCGUCGUGGUGCUCCAGCAUCGUAUAGUGGUACACGUGAAUAUCCACCUAGUGCAUCGUCAAAACGCGUUACAUUUCGUCAUUCAAAUGAUUUUAAUUCAGGUGAUGAUUUUGACGAAGAUGAAGAAGACGACGAUAGUCUUGAAGGUGAACUUCAUCAGCCAAUUCAACGUCGGAAUAAACCGCCGCGACGUACAGCUGCUCGGAUUGCUGUCCAACGCUUUCGAGCUGGUCACCUUCGUUCGUCGAUUGCUGACGAUGAUCUCGAUGAUGAUAUUGCACCGACGGUUACCGAAAUGGAUAUGCUCGAAGAUCAAGAACUCGAUGACGAAGAGAAUGAUGAAGAAAUGAAUGUACAAACAGCAAGUACAAAAACAAUGUCAUCACCAGCGAAACUAUUACCUCCUCCAGCUGCACCUCCUGUAAAACCGACAGGAGGAACGAUUAAAUCGUCCUAUAUUGGUAAUAUGCUGCCAAGUUUCUACGAACAAUUGCCUGAAUCGAAAAAAAUGCUCUUACAAGAUGCAACCAUUGAUUCAUCAUCAAAUAGUAUAAUGAAUAUCGAUGGACCCACAAAGAGUCAAAUCGAAAUUGUUUCACCGGGAAAGAAGCAAGCGGGCUUAACAACCGAACAUAUCGAAGGUCCUGGUGGCGAAGAGAUAAUCGAUGAAGAAAAUCGUUUACAAUUCCGCAAUACAACCAUUGCUCAACCUAAUAAACGUUCUACAGGCUAUCAAAAUUCCAAACGAUACUAUGACAACGAAGACGAAGAAGAAGAGCAACAACAAAUGAGAAAGCGUAGUCGUCCGAAUGAUGAUGAUUAUUCAGUAAAUAGUAAUAAUCGACAAUCACAAUAUGCAAAACAAAAUCGAUAUAGAAAAUAUGAAGAUGAUGAAGAGUACGAUAUCAAUCAAGAUUCACAACAACAACAACAACAAGAUGAAGAAUUUCAUCAAACAGUACGAGUACCUGCUCGACGAGGUCGACCACCUUCUCAACAUCACCAACAGCAACAAGAAGAUCCAUCGAAAAAGUACGCACGUAUUAUCUCUCAAUUCGAAGAACAACACGGAUUGAAAUUCGGCGAUAUGCGUGUCUUUGCACCUAAACUUCGUUUGCGCAUAUCCAGUGUGAACGUCAAUUGGAUCAAUCUACCACCGAUACCCAAAUUACCUAAUAAAGUUCAUCAGUGA
Molecule: messenger RNA, 5634 nt
Organism: Adineta ricciae
Lineage: Eukaryota; Metazoa; Rotifera; Eurotatoria; Adinetida; Adinetidae
Source: the annotation of a GenBank genome assembly